GGAUGGAGGUAGAGCUCAGCUUGUGAUUUCAGAACCUAGGCUGAUCCAAGAGGUUCUAAAAAACAGUGAAAAGGGUUUUCCGAAGAGGGAGCCUUCGGUUUUUAGUAGAAAGUUACAGGGGAAUGGGCUUACGGUCUUGGAGGGCGAACGAUGGGCGAGGCGUCGGAAGCUGGUGAAUUAUGCUCUUCAUGGGAAAGCUUACAGAACAUGAUACCGGGAUUUAUUGCUAGCGUUGAUGCAAUGCUGGAAAAGUGGAAAGGACGAGAAGACAAAGAGAUGGACGUGUUCGAAGAAAUUCGAGUUUUGACUUCAGAGAUGAUAUCGAGAUCAGCUUUCGGUACCAGUUACUUGCAAGGGGAGAAGAUGUUUGACAUGUUGAAUAAGUUGUCGGCAAUAGUUGGUCGGGUUGCAAUGAAGAAGAAGAUUCCCCUAAUCGACAAAAUUUGGAAAAGUGCUGAUUUUGUUGAGUCUGAACAACUUGUGAAAGCUAUAGAAGAUUGUGUGAUGGAGAUUGUUAAGAUAAGAGAAGAGAAAGUUGUGAACGGUGAAGCCGAUAGCUUCGGCGAUGAUUUUCUGGGAAUUCUUGUAAGUGCUUAUCGUGAUUCGAACGAUAAAAACAGGCUUUCAAUGGACGAUUUGGUGGAUGAAUGCAAAUUAUUCUUCUUAGCUGCACAGGCAACUGUUAAUUCCUUGAUUGCGUGGGCGAUCAUGGUUUUAUCAAUCCACCAAGACUGGCAAGAGAAAGCAAGAAUGGAGGUGAUCGAGAUCUUCGGCGAUCGAAACCCUGAUUCCAACGGCAUUGCCAAGCUCAAAAUCAUCACCAUGAUCAUUCACGAAACCGAGAGAUUGUACGGUCAGCCGAGUCCGCUGAUGCGAAAAGUCGAAAGGGAAGCUCGGUUGGGGGAGCUAGUCUUGCCGGCUGAUAUCGAUCUUCGACUAGCGACGAUUGCGGUUCACCAUGACACUCAACUAUGGGGAGACGAUGCGCAUCUCUUUAAACCGGAUAGAUUCGCAGAGGGGAUUGCAAAAGUUACGAGAAACAACGCGGCAGUGUUUUUCCCCUUCGGAUUGGGACCUCGGACUUGUGUCGGUAUGUCGUUCGCAUACACGGAGGCGAAGAUUGCUCUCUCUAUGAUUCUGCAACGCUACACCAUUAGCCUCUCCCCUGCCUAUGUCCACUCACCACAAGUUCAUCUCAGUCUUAGGCCAGGACAUGGAAUUCAAGUGAUACUACAUUCAUUGGAUUAAUGAAUCUCAACAAAAUCCGAUUAGUCGAUCAAUAAAUCGAAUAUGAGUGAUUUAUUUAAAAUAAAAGUAAAAACAACAGAACUGCUUAGGUAAAAGUAAUUGCCUCAAACCAUGUUGGUCAAUUUGCUCUAUUUUACAUGUUAUACCAUGUUUAGGUAAAAGUGCCACGGAAGUCCCUGUACUAGGUGGUGAAUUGUAAUUUGGUCCCUCUAUUGAAAAAAUUAACCAAACUAGUCCCUCUGCAACUCGUAUAUAUCCGGAAUUGGUAUCUCAUAGUUCA
Messenger RNA from Hibiscus syriacus, 1528 nucleotides. Its product is annotated as cytochrome P450 CYP749A22-like. The record is from RefSeq and is a predicted model, not a curated record. Bases 151 to 1248 code for a protein of 365 amino acids. The transcript has 4 exons. Lineage: Eukaryota; Viridiplantae; Streptophyta; Magnoliopsida; Malvales; Malvaceae. Gene Ontology annotation, molecular function: oxidoreductase activity, acting on paired donors, with incorporation or reduction of molecular oxygen; monooxygenase activity; heme binding.